CAGUAGUCUUAUAUUCACCCUUUCUGCACAGCAAUAUUGAAACUGAUAUGAUAUGAGACAUCUGAUGCUUCUUGGAAAAUGUGUUCUACAAGAGCUAAAGACUUAACCAGGUGUUGGUGACUGGAUGAAAGGAAUUCCUGCAACACAGCCCCUCUCCACUGAAAUACUGGAGGACAUGCUUAAGUAGUCCCAGGUGUGCAGUUGUCUGUGCUGUGCUGCAGACAAGUGAGACAACUUGCUAAAAGCAGACACGUUUUUGGUUCCUUCAGAAGUGAAGAAGCACAAAAGGAGAGGUUGUGUUCUUUGAAAGCAACUGGGACCACUGGCAAGAAGCAGCAACACUGUGCCCAAACACGGAAACCACUUCCAGGUUACCAAAACAUGCUGUUGAACUGAAUUUCUGCAGCUGCAUUUUCCAACGUACCAUGGGAUGCUUCAAAUCCAAGUAUGCCUUUCCACAUUCAAAUGCUAUCCAGGAUGAAGAUAUCGGGGAAGUGUGCACUGGGGAGAAGUCAUCCCUGAUCACAGGGGUGGAUGUGAAAGGUCCACCAAGCAUCAUAGUGCAAGACUAUGCCGACCGGUUCUCCCGGGAGAUCCUGGAUCAGGCCAUGCAACAGCUGGCAGUGACUGAGAGCAAAUACAGUGACAUCCCUUACAUUGAGAGUGAUGUGCCCUGAGCCCUAGCUGCCAAGGACUGUCCUCACACCCAGUGUCCUCUCUGCCCAGCAGUCUGUCUUUGGUGGUUGUGCAGAUGAAGUAACACCAUCCAUGAUUUGAGCACAAUGCCACCAGUUGGAUGUGUUUGCAAGGAGAGGCUGAAAAAAUUUGCCUUUGGAUCGAUAUUGCUGAGAAACUAAUUGGAUUGCAGUAGAAUCUCAAUCAAGUGUCAUUUGUUAUCAGCCGUAUGUUGAGUAUAUUCUGUCUUCAUGUGUUGAAUGUGAUCAGAAAUUAGUGUUAUAAAGAGAGGAUGAGAAGAACGUGGCUGCCUAGCAACUCUGCAAGCACUGCCACAGAGGCCCCAGAGAUGCUCAAGGACAAAGGGUGGAUUUUUACACACUGCAUAAAAAAAAUCAGUGGUCUGUCUGUAGGUGACAAGAGAGUAACUCUUUGUGCUUGGUAAAUCUGUCCACGUUUUGCUAGUGAAGCCAAGGGUCUACAUGUAGCAAAGGUAACUGUUGUCAGAAAUUUUGCUUUGAUUUAUUGAGUAGGCUGAACCUGUAAGCCACAAAAUACUUAAGGCAAUGAAAAGCUUUUUACAAAACCAAGUAGUAUUCAGGGAACCAUAUAGUUCAUGAUAUUAUUCAACUGCCAUUCUUAAGUGAGCCAGUGAGAAACAUGACAAUAUUGUUAAACAGUGCAUUAUAAUCAACAGGUGCUCUGGCUUCUGGAAAUGCAUGAAGGCUGUUCUCUAAAAUCAGGGGAACUAUGGCUGCAUUACACUCAGAUGUCACUCUGAAGUAACACCCUUGGGACAAACACCUUCCUUCAGCCUCUGCAGGCUCACCUGCUGGCAGGGCUGUGUGCAGGGAUGCACAGAGGAGCUACAGAAACCUAAAGCCUGAGCAGUGCACUGUAUUAGUGAAUAAGCCUUAGGCCCAAAGCUAAAGGGCUACAUUCUUUACCCAUUUUAUCCAGCUUGCACCCACACACUGCACCCUGCUUCUCCACGACUUGCAGCGUGACCUGCUCUACUCCUAACUAGCACUUGAGAUGUCAAGAAAAUGAUGAAUUAAUUAUAGUCAUCUUGCCUUGGUAGCAACUUGGGUUUUAGCAACCUGUUUGUUCCUUUUUCUGUUAUGGCCAGUUUAAAAGAUGUAGGGUUGUUUUUUCUUCCUAAAUCAAAGUGCUUUCCAUUUUAUGUUUUUGUUUUAUGGAAAAACAUUUCCAUACUGGCAAAACCUGUUACUAUUUUUUUAAAGUACACACAGUUCUAGUAGUGAUACAAAGCAUGAUUUUCAAGCCAUGGUAAGCAGAGACAGGACUGCAAAUUGUUAUUUUUAGCUUAUUCUCAGACAUAAUAUUGAGCUGUUUUGCAAACUUUGUGACAUUAACUUAGUUAUUUGAAACUCACCUGUGUCAGGAGGUGGUUGUAUCAGGAAUUUAAAGGUGAAAAACACUUAUUUGUAACAUAGCACAAGACUACCACUAAUUCACACUGUCCAGACCCUUCUAGUAAGACUGUUCUCAGGCUUUUGCAGAAAAAGGGAGAAAAAUCUGCUGUUGUUGUAAAGUCUUUUUCUUUGAAGUAACGUAGUCAUCUUUGAAGCCAUGUGUAAAAUGGGACUUCAGUAUUAUGGCCCAUUUAAAUUCUACUGCUAAGAGGGCUGUUCCUUGAAGCUCUAAAGCAUGUAAGACAUGAAAUCAUACCCUGCAUUUGCUCCAUUUAAAAAAACUCCAUGCCAUAUAGUAGGGUGAAUUAAAAAGCAAAACCAAAACACUAAUCAGAUCAGUACAUAUUCAUUGGAUAUUGCUUAACCACAGUAUUAAAAAAGAUUCCUGUUCUUAUUAUAGCUGAAGUAAGGCCCAAAAUCCAUAGUCAUUAUUUGCCAGGUAGGCAGAUAGCUGCAGAAAACUGGGUUUGUUUUAAGAGUGCAUUUAGGUGUGUCUGCCUUGACCCUUGUACAAAAGCUGUAGUGGCUGCCCUGGGGAGAAGGUUCUGCAGUGCUGGCUGUUGCAGUGUCUCAGGUCCUCUCUCUGGAUGCAGCCUCACAUCUGCACUCCUCUGGAGUCAGCACAGCAGAGGCACUUUGAAAGCAGCUUCUGGGUUGGCAGGCUGCCACUGCACUGUCCAGCAGCAAGCAGGGAUGUCAGAUCAAACAGCCUGAAGUGAAAUCACAGCAUCUGCACUGAUGCACACCCAAAGGAGGUUACCUGGCUAUAACUGAAGCUGUGAGCCCCGGUCUGGGGGCUGCCCAGACACCCAGUGCUCUCCUGCUGCUGGGUCAGCCCAGCCUGUCACUCACCUGCACCACAAAGCUCCUCUGCCCUCCCUAAAGCUUGGAGAUCACAGCAGCUUCAGUAUGGCCUGAAGUGUCACUCCAGCUGGUUUAUGAUGCUUCCUGUGACACUGGAACUUCAGGGAAAGCAAACGAGCUUGCAAACCAGAGGGAGGCAGCUUCUCACCAGGAAAACAAUCUCUUUUACAAGACACUGUCCUUAAUAAAUAAUGAACUUACCCUUACUAAAAAAUAAUUUUAAAAGCACCUGUUCAGUGCUACAAUAUGGUGGGAGAUCAAAGGCCAUUCCAGAGUUCUGCUAUGUUUUUAACAGACACAAUAGUAAUGCAUAAUAAAAAUACUUCUUUACCUACAUAAAACAAUACGUGUUUACUUAUCAUUAGCUUACUCUAAACUGUGCUGUAGUCUUAGAAAGCCCCUUACAGUGGCUUUCCAGCUAAGUGGCCACUGGUUCUUUGGCUUGAUUUUGUGGAAUAAAGGCACUCCAGUAUGGGACUGGCAUGCUCUGCAAAACCAUUUACUUCUAUUUAGGAGUUAAAAAUACAUUUGCUUUCUAUUUUCUCCAGGAAACGUAAGUAUAGUCUGAGUGGGCACUAGUGUGUGACUGACUUGAUAUUCUAAUCAUGGUUCAAAACAUACUAACUUCCGCACAACUCUGUAAAACUGACAUUUCUGAAGUGAGACAACAUCAGUAUUCCCAAAUAAGACACACAACAAUAUAUUUUUACAAUAUUUUUUGUGGAAAAUAUUUUCUUGUGGACCAAAUAAAAUUAAACUUCCCAUCUGCUUGUAAGCCUUUUUCUUUGACAAAAAAUGCAGGGAGACUGGACAAGGGCUUCAUACCAUGAGCUUGGGAUAAUUCCCAUUCAUGUGAGUAUUGGAAGCAAUUAAACACAGGUCAAAGUUUAUUGAUAGAGAAGUAAACCUGCUAAAAUGUUUUAAAUCCACUUCAGUCACAGAAGGCAUAAUGCCUACUCCCUGGGGAUUACUGUGCACUGAAGAUGGCUUCUUCUGUACAAAAAUAAUUGAAUGAACCAAUUGAAAAAACAUAAAUUAAGAACAGCCAUUGCUUUAAGGAUCUGAAGCUUAACACUAAUUUUAA
This is a messenger RNA of Apus apus (common swift), 4059 nucleotides long. Its product is annotated as small membrane A-kinase anchor protein-like. Lineage: Eukaryota; Metazoa; Chordata; Aves; Apodiformes; Apodidae. The record is from RefSeq and is a predicted model, not a curated record. Bases 426 to 677 code for a protein of 83 amino acids. The transcript has 5 exons. Gene Ontology annotation, molecular function: protein kinase A regulatory subunit binding.